AAUAAUCAUAUGUCAAAGUCCUAUUCCUCAAUCAACUUCAUUUCUUUUGAAGACAAACAAUCCCAGUAUUCAUUCUAACCAUUUGCUAUAAUUAUGAUAGCAAGAAUUAUCUUUUGCACUGCAGUUCUUCUAGCUACACUUGCAGUCAUUCUCAUUGCAAUAUUCUCACCAAUACCCCACGAAAAUAAAUCCAAAAAUUCUCCUUGGGUUGAUUUAUCCCUUUAUAUUCAACAACCUAAAAUCUCCCCUUUGAAUUUUACCCCUAAAAAAGCUCCAACGGAUGUUGGCGCUUUGAUUUUCCAUCGCCUUCUCACUGAGGGGCCGGAAAACACCUCUCGAGUAGUUGGAAAAGCGCAAGGUUUUAUCAUCCCAAUUCAAGAUUUCGCGAAUUCAGCAUUUAAUAUUAUUUACCUUACGUUUAAUACCAAUGAAUUUAGUGGGAGUUUAAGUGUUGAGGCAAAGAGUUUGACAAAUGAUAAUAAGGAAGAGCUAACUGUUGUUGGUGGCACUGGCUAUUUUGCCUUUGCUCGUGGCCUAGCUGUUUUUGGACAAAGAGAAAGGGAACAUUCUGAUAAUUUCGAAGCUACUUAUCAUAUAAAGCUUCAAUUGAAAUUCCCAAAUAAAUCCAAAACAAUUCCAAGAUGAAUUGCAACUUGUUGAAGCAUCUUUUUCUUGGUUCUAUUUAUUUAUUUUAAUUUUUUUUCCUUUGACUUUUGCUUAAUAUGGACAUAAUUUUUUGAAGAAAUAUUUUCUUCAUAAGAGAGUCGUAUUAGAUGGCAUUGUAUCAAAAAGGAGAAAGCAAUAAUACAUGAA
Messenger RNA from Nicotiana tabacum (common tobacco), 813 nucleotides. RefSeq names its product dirigent protein 6. The record is from RefSeq and is a predicted model, not a curated record. NCBI's taxonomy places the organism in Eukaryota, Viridiplantae, Streptophyta, Magnoliopsida, Solanales, Solanaceae.